AUGCCAAAUCCGGAUCGACUGCUCGCUGACGGACUUGAGUGGGAAUGCCCGCCUGUCAUCGUCUUCAUUGACGACGUCUCCGGGAACAGUACGAAGCAGUGGAACGUUCACUAUUCAUGCUACCUGUCGAAUGGCGGACUUCCUCGUGAGAUGCUGGACCAGGAUUGCCACAUCCGUUUCGUGGCGACAUCUCCUCAUGCAUCCCCAAUGGAGAUAAUUGAAGGUAUUUGCUCUGAGCUCCGGGAAAUCUGCAAUGGCGAGCCAAUCAAAGCCUGGGACUCGGUUAAAGGAUGUCAUGUCCUUGUGCGUCCAUGGCUGAUGUUGCUUCCCGGUGACAACCCCAUGCAGGCAGAGCUCUGCAGCCACAUUGGGCUUGGAGGAAAUUUCUUCUGUCGUUGCUGCCAUGCUGGCGGAACCAAAGAGUUUAGGGAGUCAGACGAGGGCUUCAAAACACUCAUGGAGCCAGGAAUCGCUCGCACGGUCAAUGAAACCCGAGAUGCAAUCCUUCAACAUUUGAUCAUGGCGACUCACGCUGCUGCGGACAAGCGGCUAAAAGACGCAAUCUCGACGUCAGGAGUGAAGGAUUCUUUUGCGAUGCCUAUCAUCAACCGGCUUGUGGCAAUUGGCAAGGCUCUUCGCCGUUCAACACCAACACGGAAAGCAGUCAGCCCGGAAGAAGUCAACAAACAUCUGACAGAAGAGCUUCUGAAGAAAAAAGAUACGACAACCAUGAACCCUUUGCUCCGUAUGGAAGGUUUCGACGUCCACAAGGACACACCAGUUGAACCGCUUCACACGGUGAUACUGGGAAUAAUCAAAUAUUUCUGGGGCCAGACCGUCUGGAUUCUCGAGAAACAGGGAAAGUUUGCCGAGUUCCGCGCCAAGCUGAGCUCUCUCGGGCGGUCAGGCUUGAGAAUCCCAAACAUCAUGGCUGACUAUCUAUGCCGUUAUCGCAGUAGUUUGAUCGGAAAGCACUUCAAGACCCUCAGCCAAAUUAUGGCAUUUGCGGUCUGUGGACUGGUCGACCAGGAUCUUCAGGAUACAUGGUUCGCACUUGGUCGCUUGACGGUUCUCAUCUGGGAGACAGAGAUCACAAACAUGUCGGCCUACGUGAAAGACCUGCGUGAUGCAAUACGCGAUGUCAUGGACUUUGCCGCGAAACAAUCCCCAUCGCUGAUAACUCUGAAGAACAAGUUCCACAUACUCUCACACCUGCCCGAUCACAUCGAACGUUUCGGCCCCGCGCUGUUGUUCUCUACAGAGCGCUAUGAGUCGUUCAAUCGAAUAUUCCGGCUGUGUUCUAUCCACAGCAAUCGCCAGGCACCUAGCCGCGACAUCGCUAUGGCAUUUGCAAACCAAGAUCGCUGCCGGCACAUGAUCACCGGUGGUUACUGGCUAGACAAGAUGUCAAAGCAGUGGGUCCGUGCUGGUGCAGCUGUCACAGAGCACUUCAAAACGGACCGACACGACGCACACCUUCUUGGCGUAGACAUCCCCGAACCUCCUGAGCCAGGGCGGAUGACGUUUCCUGCGCAGCCGCGCGGCCCACGCAUACGCACAGAUUCUAAGCAAGACUCGGACCGCGUACUAGAUUGGACGGACACAGAGGCUGGUCGACUCGGUCUGACCGCACCACAUGGCGAUUAUCAUUGGCAAAGUGCUGUUUCGGUGGUUGCUACUGAAGGAGACGUUGUAGGCGUGGGGAAUGAAGUCCUCGUUCGUCAAGAAGGGGGGCAAUACUCACCCUUAGGAUUCGCUUCCGUCGUCGAGAUCUUAUUUGGAACCCCGAGUAACACUUCAGAUCACUCGUCAAGAUCACUCCGAGUUGUUGUGGUCCAAAUGUCCCAGCUUGACGAUGCUCCUCACCAGAAACUACGCAUGCCUACUCUUCACAGAACUGGUGAUGUCCGGCUAUAUCCAGCACAGGACAUAGUCUGUGCUGUGAAUAUCCAGCACGAUUGCAGCAAACAUGGCUGCUCGGAAACGGGCACGGAGUCAAUCCGACAAGAGCGCGAAGAGACGACCCGCACUCGUGCCAUCACUAAACAUCAUGACAGUACUGAUUAUGUUGUCAACGUACUCGCACUGCACAAUCAGCGACUCCUGCGAGAAGCGUUGCCAGAACCGCUGCGGGUCAAACCCGUCUUCUUCACAGACCGUGCUCAAUUGCAUAAGGACGCUGCGGUGUCCUUGCGCGACCAGAAACUACAGAAGAAACUCACAAAAGAUGCCGCAAUCCUUUGCACAAUGUGUCGACUGUGCCAGAGCCUCCUGUACAUGGGAAUGGUCGCGGGCGCGGGAGUGCUCGUGCUCGUGGGCGUGGGCGUGGGGGCGGGCGCGGGCACCGAUCAGAACAUGGGCGUGGAAAUGGGCAUGGACAUGGACGUACUGGGAAUGACGAGCACGCCAGCUCUGAACCGCCUCAACUACCGCAGGGACCACUUCCCGUGA
Molecule: messenger RNA, 2451 nt
Organism: Rhodofomes roseus
Lineage: Eukaryota; Fungi; Basidiomycota; Agaricomycetes; Polyporales; Fomitopsidaceae
Exons: 8
Coding region: 1-2451 (816 amino acids)
Source: RefSeq, a predicted model, not a curated record